AUGGCUACAGCGGCGGCGAAAACGAAGAGCUUGGAGAAAGUGAUGGUUGCAACGGCCCGGACGCCCAGUGCCGAAGGGGUCCGAGCGCCUAAAGCGGAUUCAAAGGCCGACGUCCACAGUAAGAGAUCUACUGUAGAGAAAGCCGAAUCACCGGGUGAGUUCGGAAAUUUUUGGUCGCAACUCAGAGAAAAAGGUAAAUAAAAAAGGCAUCCAAAGUGUAACACAUUGAUUCUCUUUGAAUUUGGCAUGCAUACUCUAAAGAGGCCAUGUAUCAAUCCACAAAAGUUUUACUCUAGAUUUCCAUCCGCAGAAAAGAUGUUACUUUUUAUAAGAGAGCACACAGUGUGGGGAGAAUCAGACAGACGAAAAACGUUUUUAGGCUACAAAUUUGUUAACUCCGCUAAGAAAAACCCCUUAUUUCUUCAUGCCUAAAGUAAGAUAUUGGUUUUUGGGGACCUGACAUCCAGGAAGUAUCAAAAAUGUGGCCAAAUGCUUCCCUCUCCAAGUGAAAAAACUCCGAUUUCAAAAGAUUUUUUUGUGAGAGAAAGGAUGCGCCCUUCAAAACGAAGUUUUUUCACUUGGAGAGAUAGCUUUUUGCCACAUUUUUGAUGCUUCGCGGAAGCAAAAUGGUACGUUUUUUGCCACUGGAUCCUCACUGUAAAAACUUCCACCAUUUUUGCAAGUUACAAGCUAAAACUUUCAAAAAUCUAUCGGAAAACGCUAUUCUAAAAACGUGCAAAAUUUGAUCGCGAUUGAAAAACUACAGGGUGGGCCACUCGAAACGGGUAAGUUUUGUCCUUGGAUUUCUCCGCGGAGACUCCGCCGAUUUUCCCGAAAUUUAGAUUUUUCUGUAGCUGAGACCCGCCAUUUUUAACCGGUUGAAUUUGAAAAAAAUAUAUUUUGAAUUGACCUUUCUGUGCCUUCCCAAAGUUUUGAAGAAUUAUUUUCGAGCCGAAACCGCUAAAACUUUGAAAAUUUUUGGAAUGAUUUUCAAUUGACUUUCUCGGACUUGGAAAAUUUUUGGCUUUUUUUGGGGGAAAUCGCGGAGUAAAAAGUUGCUAGUGCUCGCCUUAAACUUGUUUAAAGCAAGUUGAAAGCCACAAGAGGGUUGUUUGUAUUACCAUUAAGGCACGAACAUUCAAAAAAAAAAAAAAUUCAAAAAGAUUGCAAAAGUCCACACAAUUGGCAACGAGCCCCAGCUCCAAGUCAUUGAAGCUUGGAGCCCAGCCCGAUUAAAGAUAGACGAUGUUCACGAUCUGCAAUUCGAGCUGUUCACGACUCUCAUGACUCUCAAAGCUCCUACAAGUUUGUGCUGCGAGAGGAAAUGGGCAUUUCGAACUCAGAUAGAAAUAUUAAUAAUCAGGCCGUUAAAUAAAAUUGUUUUUACGACAAUAUUUUAUGGUUAUCUGACAAGGGAAUGGUCCCAACGAUCCGUGGGAUCCGCAAAUGAAACCUAGAUAUUCUGAAAGAGCAGGUAAAACUUAGUAGGAAUCCGUUUUUUCUACUUGCCGAAUAAGCCUGUGCGACGAGAAAUAUCGUCGAAAAGAUCCGACCAAAAAAUCGAAAGAGAGAAAAGACGAACCGAAAGGCUUUGGAAGGCGUCACCAAAUAGUCUAGUGGAAAAAGUUCCACGCACAAAUCUUUUGGGGGAAGGAGGCCAUGGAGGUUCGAGUCCACCCGGAGCCGGACAUCUCCGGAAUUGAACCUACGUGUUCAUUACUGUAUUCUACAGUUAUACAAAAAAAUUUUUUAUUUGUUUAACCUGUUUUACAAGAUUUUUUGCAUCCGAAGGCGUGGCAAUCACUGGUCAUUACCUCUUUUUAUGAUGACGCCAGGUCCGAAGUUCCAAAGAAGACAAAUUUAUGCAAAUUUAUACCUUCCGGGCAGAAUUUGACAAAAAUAAUUUGGGCAUUUGUUAAACACACGUCCACGGCCAUUUUAAACCAAAAAACUCAAAAUAGGUUUUUUCGUAAAUAUUCACGGGGUCUACACGCUGAUGCAAGGACCCAAAAAUUCUCUUUUCAACUUUUCUUGCAAAAUUUUAUGAAACGCUGAGAUUUUGGCAACAUCCUUUUUGGGAAACCGAAAAAGAUCUGCAAGAGCCUAUACAACCUUCCAGAAUCGAGUAGAAGUGUCUUGAAAAUACCACUAUGUCGACAUCGGGCUUAUCAAAUAUAUUGCCGAAGUGUCAACUUUUCUUAAAAUUUUGCAACAAACCUUGCAAAACAGGUCAAUAAACAAAAAAAUUUUUUUUAUGUAACUGUAGAAUACAGUAGUGAACACGUAGGUUCAAAUCCGGAGAUGUCCGGCUCCGGGUGGACUCGAACCUCCAAAGCCUCCCUCCCCCAAAAGAUUUGUGCGUGGAACUUUUUCCACUAGACCAUUUGGUGACGCCUUCGGAGGCCUUUCGGUUCGUCUUUUCUCUCUUUCGAUUUUUUGGUCGGAUCUUUUCGACGAUAUUUCUCGUCGCACAGGCUUAUUCGGCAAGUAGAAAAAACGGAUUCCUACUAAAUUUUACCUGCUCUUUUAGAAUAUCUAGGUUUCAUUUGUGGAUCCCACGGAUCGUUGGGACCAUUCCCUUGUGAGGUAAAACUUAGAAAAUUUCACCCAAAAACUCGAAAAAGUGACCAAGUUUUCGAAAUCAUUCCAAAAAUUUUCCAAGUUUUAGCGGUUUCGGCCCGAAAAUAAUUCUUCGAAACUUUGGGAAGGCACAGAAAGGUCAAUUCAAAAUAUAUUUUUUUCAAAUUCAACCGGUUAAAAAUGGCGGGUCUCCGCUACAGAAAAGUCUAAAUUUCCUGAAAAUCGGCGGAGUCUCCGCGGAGAAAUCCAAGGAAAAAACUUACCCGUUUCGAGUGGCCCACCCUGUAUUUCCUAUCAGAACAAGAAACUUUAGUCGCCCUUACAAAAAUCCCAUUUUCAGCAAACCACGAAGAGUUCGAAGUGGACUUGUUGGUCCAAAAGCGCAACGAAAACAUUUUGAAAAGGCUCAGAACAAAAAAUGCUGAAGAAGCGGUCCCAAAACAAGAGCCGAAACUGGCUGAUGAAUCCACCCAAUCUUCAGGCGCUUCGGAUCAGAACUCCCGAUUUAACUAUGGAUAUGUGGUCGAGAUCUCGGAUCCCUUCUUCAAUACCACCCAUCAGUAUUUGUUGGGACGGAAAUUGGGAAAAGGAGGAUUUUCGGAAGUAGGCUUAUUGUUGGGAGGAUCUUAAACUUUUUAUUUCAGACCAGUAAAACGUAUCGUUUCAGGUCAGAUUCGCCAAACUUCUUGGUCAUCCCGAUUGCCCUCGCGUUGCCAUGAAAAUUGUGGAUCUGAAAAAGCCCAAAGCCAGUCGAAUCGAACGCCAACCCUAUUGGGAAAUCGAGAUACUCAAAAGAUUGGACCACUCCCAACGAGUCAUCAAGAUAUUCGAGUCGUAAGUUGUCCAUGUCUUCUACAGUAGGAGACCUGAUCCAGUGGCAAAAAACGUACCAUUUUGCAUCCGGGAAGUAUCAAAAAACGUGGCAAAAUACCUCCCUCUCCAACUGAAAAAACUACGUUUUGAAAGGCGCGCCCCUUUUCCUCAUAAAAAGAGCCGCCGCGCUUUUGAAAUCUGAGUUUUUUUUCACUUGGAGAGGAAGGUAUUUUGCCACAUUCUUUGAUACUUCCUGGAUGCAAAAUGGUACGUUUUUUGCCACUGGAUCAGGUCCCCUACUGUAAUUUAGAAAGACCAUCGAAGAUGAUGUCUUGUUCAUGGUAUUAGAACUAGCUGGUCGGAAUCUCGAGCACGUUGCCAGAAAGAAAAUUACAAAUCGCGCUGCCUUCGCGAAGUUUUACUUUCGCUGCUGCGUUAAAUGUGUUUACGACAUUCACCUUGAAGGUGGGUAGCAUAAAAUUAUUUAAAAAUUUGAUCCUUCAGACAUUAUACAUUGCGAUAUCAAACCAGCAAACUUUAUCAAGUGCGGCAGGACCUUGAAAGUGAUCGACUUUGGCUGCGCCACCCCUCUUGGCCCUCUGAAUGAGGCAAUUAUCCGGAAGAAAGCCUUGGGCACCACCAGAUUUAUGUCUCCGGAAUAUCUGAAGGAAAAGAUCGCAUCGAAAGGACUGGAUAUUUGGUCUUUGGGAUGUAUCUUGUACUGGCUUAGCACUGGCCAGAAGAUUUUCAAAGAUCCGAAGGGAGACCUGCGGAAAGUUAUUUGCAACCGACCAGCCGAUUUGAGCGCGAUAAAACAGAGUGAUAUCUUCGAUAUCUUGAAGGUAAGAAGGUUUAGACUCAAACCUGAUGGGGUACCUACUUUCAUAGCAAAUCUUUGACCAUGACCGCAAGAAACGCCCGAGCAGCGAGACCCUUCUUCAACAUCCCUAUCUACAUAGUAAGACCUUGAGCAACCUAUAAAAGUAUUGCUCAGGCAUCGUUUAAACCUCUUUAAAAUUUUAGCGGACGCUUCAUCUUCCACUGGCGGACACACAGAACCACUUGAUGCAAGUUCCCAGGAUUAG
Molecule: messenger RNA, 4478 nt
Organism: Bursaphelenchus xylophilus (pine wood nematode)
Lineage: Eukaryota; Metazoa; Nematoda; Chromadorea; Rhabditida; Aphelenchoididae
Source: the annotation of a GenBank genome assembly